AUGGAUCACGCAAGCAAGCGCAAGGAGCCACCCACCACGACCUCAGACCGACCUGCAAAGCAAGUUCGCAGACCCACCCCGCCAGCGAUGGAGAAUGGGAGCGUGAAUGGGAAGAGCUUGAAGGUGGCCAAUGGAGUCACAACAUCAGCUGCAGACACACCCAAUGGUCUAGAAUCGCCAGGUCCAGAAGAAGAAGAAGGAGAGGAGGAUGAGGCGCMCGUGUCCCAUGCGCUCGCCACCCCAGAUACCGCAGAAUGGCAAGCCACGAUCGAAAAGGUUGUGCGCAAUGUGGUCAGCAUUCACUUUUGCCAGACUUGCUCCUUCGACACGGAUUCCGCCAUCUCCAGCGAGGCUACCGGAUUCGUAGUGGAUGCGGAGAAAGGCUACAUCUUGACCAACAGACAUGUGGUGGGCGCGGGGCCAUUCUGGGGAUAUUGCAUCUUCGACAACCAUGAGGAGUGCGAUGUGUUUCCCGUCUACCGCGAUCCGGUCCACGACUUUGGUAUUCUGCGUUUCGAUCCCAAAGCUAUCAAGUACAUGCCCUUGGCCUCUCUGCAGUUGAGACCUGACCUUGCCAAGGUAGGAUCGGAGAUUAGGGUGGUGGGUAACGAUGCGGGAKAGAAGCUCAGUAUCUUGUCUGGUGUCAUCUCAAGAUUGGACAGGAAUGCGCCAGAGUAUGGCGAGGGAUACAGCGAUUUCAACACAAACUACAUUCAAGCUGCCGCUGCUGCAUCAGGAGGAUCCUCUGGAUCGCCAGUCGUGAACAUCGAUGGCUUCGCGGUGGCACUCCAAGCCGGAGGAAGAGCGGAUGGGGCUGCGACGGAUUACUUCCUACCUUUGGACCGUCCAUUGCGCGCCCUGAAUUGCAUAAGAGAAGGAAAGCAUGUGGCGCGAGGAACAAUACAGACACAAUGGAUGAUCAAACCAUUCGACGAAUGCCGGAGGCUGGGUUUGACUGCGAACUGGGAGGGCGAGGUUCGCAAGAAGUUCCCCAAAGAGACUGGCAUGCUUGCUGCGGAAGUUGUUCUUCCCAAAGGACCGGGCCACGAGAAGCUGGAAGAAGGUGACGUUCUGCUAAAAGUGAACGAUGAGCUGCUCACGCAAUUCGUGCGCCUGGAUGACAUUUUGGACAGCAGCGUCGGUGGUACGGUCAAGCUUCUCAUACAGCGUAACGGUGAAGACUUGGAAGUGGAGUUGGACGUCGGCGACCUGCAUGCGAUCACACCAGACCGAUUUGUGUCUGUUGCGGGUGCGGCGUUCCACAACCUGUCCUACCAGCAAGCACGCCUGUAUGCGAUCUCUCUGAAGAAUCCAGGAGUCUAUUGUUGCGAGGCGUCCGGCUCAUUUCGCUUUGAUGGAUCGGAGAACGGCUGGCUGGUUCUUACUGUGGACCAGAAACCCACACCGAACUUGGACGCAUUCAUUGAAGUCAUGAAGGGCAUUCCUGAUCGCAGCAGAGUGGUCGUGACAUACAAGCACUUGAGAGACAUGCACACGUUGAACACCUCUAUCAUGCUUGUAGACCGCCAUUGGCACAAGCACAUGCGAAUGGCCGUCAGGAACGAUGUGACUGGACUGUGGGACUUUUCCGACCUCAGUGAUCCCCUGCCACCAGUACCUUCUGCACCGAAGAAGGCCAACUUUAUCCAGAUGGAAGGCUCGCAAUAUCAGGAGGCCGUGUCUGUCAUACAGAGCUUCGUCAGGGUAUCAACCAGCCUUCCCGUAAAGAUUGACGGCUUCCCAAAAGCCCGCAAGAUUGGUUUCGGUCUGGUGAUCGAUGCCGAAAAGGGACUUGUGGUGGUCUCCCGAGCGAUUGUGCCCUAUGACAUGUGUGACAUCUCCAUCACCAUUGCGGAUUCGAUCAUUGUAGAUGGCAAAAUCGUGUUCCUGCACCCACUGCAAAACUACGCCAUCAUCCAGUAUGAUCCCAAGCUGGUGCUGGCUCCCGUCAAAAGCGCGAAGCUAGCAACAAAGCCAAUCAAGCAGGGCGAACAGACCGUCUUUUUCGGCUUCAACCAAAAUCUUCGUCCGGUUGUCGCAAAAACGUCAGUGACGGACAUCACCACUGUCGCUAUCCCUGCAAGUGCCUCUACUCCACGUUAUCGUGCCGUAAAUCUGGACGCCAUCACUGUCGACACAUCACUAAGUAGCCAGUGCAACAGUGGUGUUCUCGUUGCUGAGGAUGGUACUGUGCAGGCGCUGUGGCUCACGUAUCUGGGAGAGCGCAAUGGUCACAGCAACAAAGAUGUUGAGUACCAUCUUGGCUUUGCAACUCCGGCGCUGCUCCCGGUGAUUGAGGAAAUCAAGAGCGGACGCAAGCCCAAUCUCCGCAUCUUGAACCUCGAGACCCAGACCAUGCAAAUGUCUCAAGCCCGCAUCAUGGGUGUGACCGAAGACUGGAUCUCGCGCGUCGAGCGUGAAGACCCGGAACGUCACCAGCUUUUCAUGGUCCGCAAAGUCGAUGCUUCCAGUGAGGGAGAAGUCGCAGGCGAAGACGGGACGGUGAAGGCUACCAGCACAGCAUUCCAGGAAGGUGAUAUUGUGCUCACUUUGAAUGAGAAACUUAUCACCCGCGUCUCCGACAUGGAUGUCAUGUACACAAAUCCCAGCCUCCGCGCCGUCGUGGUGCGGAAACAGCAGCAGAUCGAGCUCAACGUUCCGACGGUUGCCACAGAAGAACUGGAAACCGAUCAUAUCCUCAGCUUCUGCGGUGCUAUUCUACAUCGUCCUCAUCAUGCUGUCCGCCAGCAAAUCAGCAAAGUCCAUAGUGAUAUCUACGUGUCGGCUAGAUUCCGCGGUAGUCCAGCUUAUGCCUAUKGGCUCGCACCUACGAACUUCAUCAUGGCGGUCAAUGGCCGACCGGUCAAGACCUUGCAGGAUAUGCUGAGGGAAGUGGAGAGUAUUCCUAACAACACCUACUUCCGACUCAAGGUCAUGACGUUUGACAACGUGCCGUGGGUCGCGACCAUGAAAAAGAACGAGCACUAUUUCCCUACGGUGGAGUUCAUCAAGGAUGCCGGGGAGAGAGAGGGCUGGCGGAAAGUGUUGUAUGAAGGAGGAAAGAAGAAGGAGGGAGAGGCCGACCUGGGCGCAGAGACGGUGGCGGAUGAAGGUGGCGCUAUGGAAGACGUUGACAUUGAGCCAUGA
This is a messenger RNA of Ramularia collo-cygni, 3147 nucleotides long. Its product is annotated as probable Pro-apoptotic serine protease NMA111. The record is from RefSeq and is a predicted model, not a curated record. Gene Ontology annotation, molecular function: protein binding; serine-type endopeptidase activity. The coding region runs from base 1 to 3147 and encodes 1048 amino acids. Gene Ontology annotation, biological process: proteolysis. The transcript has a single exon. NCBI's taxonomy places the organism in Eukaryota, Fungi, Ascomycota, Dothideomycetes, Mycosphaerellales, Mycosphaerellaceae.